AUGACCAAAAUGGCGGAUUCGUCGGUGGGUACUCGAUAGUCCCAAAUUAUUAUACAACUACAACGUUUAUAUUCAGAUGUGUGCCCUCAACGUUCGUGAAUAUAUAUUUUCAAUAUCUUAUCUUUCGACAGGUCGAUGUAGUCGAGGGCUGUAGGCUCCCUGUUCUCCGAAAAAAUCAGGAAAACGAAGAUGAGUGGCGUGAGUAUCGUCCUCUUGGCUACCACUAGGGUAGCUAGCGCUAACGUUAAUAGCGGCAUAAUAACACAACUGUCAUGACUGAAUGUUUGAAAACACAAGCGGCUAGCUACGGUAGUGACACAUAGGUAACAAAGGCACUGGUUGUGUUUAAUGGAGAUUUCAAUUGUUUACUAUUUGUCUAUCAGCUACGAAAGCACUAACGUUAGCUAGAUACAUAUUUUGAUUAUGUAGUUAUGCUGAAGUUAGCUACAUUUAACUUAACGUCGUCGUGUUUCGUCGAAAACAACUUUGCUAGCUAACUUUGUAGCCAAUGUAUAAAUUCAGACAGCGAAGAGACCCAUAGAUUGGUAGGUUUCUAGAUCUGUCAUGUCGUGUGAUGUUUUCUUUGCAGCCUUGGCCGAAAUUCUUAGUGUGAAAGAGAUCCCUGGGAGAAAACUCUACUAUGUCCACUAUAUUGACUGUGAGUAGCCGAUACUUCAUCAUGUAAUUCAGAGUAAAUGUGAGUGUAAUACUCCAAUAUUGCCAUUAGUGAUAUGGACAGAAGAAGCAGAUAUGUGUAAAUGUCAAAUUGGCAAAAAAUUUGACUAGAUGUCAACUCAGGUGUGUGUAUAUGUGUUUGUGCCUCUGCUUGUGUUUAAAGUCAACAAGCGUCUGGAUGAGUGGGUUACGCCGGACAGGCUUGACAUGAAGAAGCUCCAGUUCCCUAAGAAGGAAGCUAAAACGCCCACUAAGAACGGGCUUCCGGGGUCGCGGCCCAGCUCCCCGGAGAGAGAAGUGGUAAGAGCGGCCGGAGCUGGCACCCAACAUACUCCCAGCAGGCCCCCCCAGCCGCAAGCCCAGCAGAAGUCUAUACCCACCAAAACUUCUCUACCAGACUUUCAAGUGUUGCAACAACAAGCUCAGGUUUGGUAGUGGUGUCUUAAGCCCAAUCCUGGGAAUUGUACCCUGUUGCUUGCUAUCUACAUUAUAACCCAAUGUUUCUUUUCCUGCUGUCGUGCUUAAUGCUGAGAUUUUGGAAAUCUAUUUUUGUUAAACAACUACUCUACUGUACAACCCAAUUGUUAUUACCAACAUUUGGUCUGCAGUCUUUUGGAGCUAUGAUAUUUUAGAGAAAUUAGAUCAAUGAACAUGAUGAAAUGAAAGACCUUGCAAUGUGUGCUUCAUGAAUCAUUUCAAAGAUCUGUGAAAUGCUUAAUUCAAGAUUUCUGUGAAAUAAUGUUUCUCUGGUCUUGCCUCUGAUGAGAGACAGAAUUGUCAAAAUAAGGGGGUUGUAUUUCUUCUGUUACAUGAUAUACAAAUGUAUUUACACAUGUUUUAGCCUAAGUUUAUUAUAAAACACCAACAGGUUUGUAUUGUCUUGACCUUUAUUAGGUCAUUCUAUUUUUAAAAUGCACGUAUUAAAUCAUGCUCAGGUGUCUCUGUGCAAACUGUAUGUUUUUGUUUUGAUCUACUCAAGUAUAUGCUGUCAUGACUGGUUAUUGAUUAUGCUUUUAUUACAACGUUCAAUGAAUAACAUAAGUUCAAGUGAAAAAUACAGCUCAGUACUUGUGGUGGUUUGAGUGUGACUAUCAGUUAAUCCCCCUUUUCUUCCUUUCUGUUCAAAUUCAGAGGAAGAGUCUAGAUCUCAACCUUCAAACUGCCACUGCUCCUUCCAGAGGCAAAACCCUCCCCACACCGGUACAGCAUCAAUUUACCCAUUCUACACAGCCAUGAUUAAGAACUGUUUCGUCCACAAAGUCAGAAUGGGUUCAUAGCUCAAUUUGAAUAGUAACAACAACCACAUUUUAUGUAAGAACUUCUACAGAUGUAUAAUUCAAUUCAAAUCAAAUCAAAUUUUAUUUGCCACAUGCGCCGAAUACAACAGGUGUAGACAUUACAGUGAAAUGCUUACUUACAAGCCCUUAACCAACAAUGCAGUUUUUUAAAAGAAAAAAGUAAAAUGAAAAAAGUGUUAAGUAAAAAAAAAAAAAAGCAAAUAACUAAAGAGCAGCAGUAAAAUAAAAUAACAGUAGGGAGGCUAUAUACAGGGGGGUACCGGUACAGAGUCAAUGUGUGGGGGCACCGGCUAGUCGAGGUAAUUUAGGUAAUAUGUACAUGUGGGUAGAGUUCAAGUGACUAUGCAUAAAUAAUAAACAGAGCAGCAGCAGCGUAAAAAAGAGGGGGAUGGGGUGGGGGGGGGGGCAGUGCAAAUAGUCUGGGUAGCCAUGAUUAGCUGUUCAGGAGUCUUAUGGCUUGGGGGUAGAAGCUAUUGAGAAGCCUUUUGGACCUAGACUUGGCGCUCCAGUACCGCUUGCCGUGUGGUAGCAGAGAGAACAGUCUAUGACUAGGGUGGCUGGAGUCUUUGACAAUUUUGAGGGCCUUCCUCUGACACCGCCUGGUAUAGAGGUCCUGGAUCGCAGGAAGCUUGGCCCCAGUGAUGUACUGGGCCGUACGCACUACCCUCUGUAGUGCCUUGCGGUCGGAGGCCAAGUAGUUGCCAUACCAGGCGGUGAUGCAACCAGUCAGGAUGCUCUCGAUGGUGCAGCUGUAGAAUUUUUUGAGGAUCUGAGGACCCAUGCCAAAUCUUUUCAGUCUCCUGAGGAGGAAUAGGCUUUGUCGUGCCCUCUUCACGACUGUCUUGGUGUGUUUGGACCAUGAUAGUUCGUUGGUGAUGUGGACACCAAGGAACUUGAAGCUCUCAACCUGUUCCACUACAGCCCCGUCGAUGAGAAUGGGGGCGUGCUCAGUCCUCUUUUUUUUUCCUGUAGUCCACAAUCAUCUCCUUUGUCUUGGUCACGUUGAGGGAGAGGUUGUCAUCCUGGCACCACACGGCCAGGUCUCUGACCUCCUCCCUAUAGGCUGUCUCAUCGUUGUCGGUGAUCAGGCCUACCACUGUUGUGUCGUCGGCAAACUUAAUGAUGGUGUUGGAGUCGUGCCUGGCCAUGCAGUCAUGGGUGAACAGGGAGUACAGGAGGGGACUGAGCACGCACCCCUGAGGGGCACCCGUAUUGAGGAUCAGUGUGGCAGAUGUGUUGUUACCUACCCUUACCACCUGGGGGGCGGCCCGUCAGGAAGUCCAGGAUCCAGUUGCAGAGGGAGGUGUUAAGUCCCAGGAUCCUUAGCUUAGUGAUGAGCUUUGAGGGAACUAUGGUGUUGAGCUGUAGUCAAUGAAUAGCAUUCUCACGUAGGUGUUCCUCUUGUCCAGGUGGGAAAAGGCAGUGUGGAGUGCAAUAGAGAUUGCAUCAUCUGUGGAUCUGUUGGGGCGGUAUGCAAAUUGGAGUGUGUCUAGGGUUUCUGGGAUAAUGGUGUUGAUGUGAGCCAUGACCAGCCUUUCAAAGUGCUUCAUGGCUACAGACGUGAGUUCUACGGGUCGGUAGUAAUUUAGGCAGGUAAUCUUAGUGUCCUUGGGCACAGGGACUAUGGUGGUCUGCUUGAAACAUGUUGGUAUUACAGACUCAGUCAGAACAUGUUGAAAAUGUUAGUGAAGACACUUGCCAGUUGGUCAGCGCAUGCUCGGAGUACACGUCCAGGUAAUCCGUCUGGCCCUGCGGCCUUGUGAAUAUUGACCUGCUUAAAAGUCUUACUCACAUCGGCUACGGAGAGCGUGAUCACAUAUUCAUCUGGAACAGCUGAUGCUCUCAUGCAUGCUUCAGUGUUGCUUGCCUCGAAGCGAGCAUAGAAGGGAUUUAGCUUGUCUGUUAGCCUUGUCACUGGGCAUGAUUUAUAAGUAAGUGAUAUUGAUAAUUGGGGGGGGGGGGUUGUCCUAGACCUAGAAUAUGACUGUUUGGUAAUGUAAAAGAUAACUAGAACACCUCUGUUAUGCCCGUGGUAUGGUUGGGAUUUGAAAUCCCAUCAACAUAAUCUUAAAAGAUUAAUUAUUUUCAGUUGCUCCAAAGCUUUUUCUCAUGUCUGCCCAUGUCUCAUCUCUCAUACAGAAGAGGAAAGCAGAGUCUGUGUCCCUGGCAACACAAGUGUCCCCAGCAACCCCCGUGCCAUCCUUGCCAGGUUCGGCUGAAGCCUCCCAGGCGUCUGUUUACCCUGCUGUAAGGGACACCAACACCUUCAUCCUCAAAUCAAACGCCCGCGAUGACCAUGAGCAGCUUACCUCUCUCACCACGGUAAACCAGCACUUGAUAAUUUUGCGUUUCAGUAAUGAUCAAUCUCUAGUCUCCCACUAUUACUCUGUAGGUGUUUGAUUUGUUGUCUCCUCCCCUUUUCACAUUAUCCCAGAAUGGUACUGCCCGUCGCCCCAUGCCCAAUCAGCCAGGCAGGAAGAGGAAGCAGCCGCCCAACUGCGGGGGAACCGAUGAGGUAUGGAACACUUUAGGGAUUAUGGGAAUUGCUUCUUUAAUCAAGUCAUUAGUUGCCCUCAUUUCAGCUGUAGACCACCAUAUUUUCUCCCAUCAUUCACAUUUGUAGAGUAGCACACUUUAGCAACAUACUGGCAUCAACAAGUCAUUCUUAUGUUUUCAGAAAUUGUGUCAGCGUCCUUUUGGUUUGAAUACAUCAAAGAAGACAUAUAUUUUAAUACAGGAACUUGUUAUGGAUGUCAUUAUAGUACCCACUUAGAGAUAGGGCCCUUACUAUGCUAGACUAGUAUGAGCCGGGAUACUAGAUUAGCGUUGACUAGCAGGAUCUUACUUUCCUAGUCCUAUAGGUUUACCUUUCAUGGUUAUAUGGUUUCAGUUAGACAGUAAUCUGAAUCCGAUGCCUGUUUUAGCAAGCCAAGUCAAUUUAAUAUUGAUAUCGGCACAAGCACAUUUUCAACAAUAUUAUUUGCAGCAUUGUAGCUAGUGAUAGUGUGAGAAGGCGAAACUGCAUUUUACAUAAUUAUGUGUGCAUUCUGGAAUUAUCGACUAUUGUGAAUUAUUGCCUUCCCCUUUCUGUUUUAAUGUUAAGAUAUCCCUCCCAAAUGAACAAGGAAAGAAAGAACAGGUCAAUAUAAUAUAUGCAGAAAUCUCCCUGGUGACCUUUAACCCCCGAAUUGAUAAAAUUACAGUGUAAAUAAUAAUUUUCCUUCCCUCUUAAAUCAGUGUCCAAAAGCCCUCAUCCGCUUGUGUUUUUUCUGCUAGAUAAUAAAGGUUUUCCAGUAUAACAACAGCCCUCGAUGUGCCAAUGUCUAUCUGCCGCCAGGAGAGGUCCGUCUAAUUUCUUUCUCAUUGCCCCUGUGUCUCUUUGUUUAUGGAAUUAUUUUAAAGGUUAUGGCCUUCAAUCAGACCUUUGUUAUUUCAUAUGAGAGCUAUGUAAGGAAUGCUCAGUCUAGCUUUGUUUUGCUGUAAAAACUCCCUAUGUUUAAUCAGUUAUUUCAUCUUUAUUUAUUGGCUUUUAUUUUGACAAGAUUCUAAGCGAUGUAUCAGAUUAUGGAAUAAUAUCGUUCUCUUCCAUUCUGCUGCUCCUUUCUACCAUUUUGUAUCAGGACUCGCAGGACAGCUCUGAUGGCAUCCCCUCCGCCCCUCGCAUGACUGGCAGUCUGGUGUCAGACCGUAGCCAUGACGACAUUGUCACGCGUAUGAAGAACAUUGACUGCAUUGAACUGGGCCGCCACAGGCUGAAGCCCUGGUACUUCUCCCCCUACCCACAGGAACUGACCACAUUGCCUAUUCUCUACCUCUGCGAGUUCUGCCUCAAGUACCUCAAGAGCCUCAAGUGUCUGCAGAGGCAUCUGGUGAGAUACUAGAUUGGAAUAUCUGAAUGAAAUGUAUGUACCAACAAUACAAGAGACCGAGGAGAGGGUUGCUGUGCAGUCAUAGUAUUGUGUUUGAGCUGCAGAACACCAGGGGUCAACCAACCAGCUUGACAGAGCUAAGGGAUAUGGCACAGCUGCAUGUCCACCAGGAACUUGGAUACAGAUCCACCUUGUGUAUGCAUGUCAUUACACAUUAUUAUUCCUGCUCUCUCAUCCAGACCAAGUGUAAUCUUCGGCAUCCACCUGGCAAUGAGAUCUACCGCAAGGGCACCAUCUCCUUUUUUGAAAUAGACGGCAGAAAAAACAAAGUGAGUAAUGUCCAUGAUCCUCCCAGCUGCCUGGUCACACCUCGUCAAUGUAAUGAGUUUCUCGCUUCAUAACUCUUGUUUCUUCCAUGUUUGCCAGACAUACUCUCAGAACCUGUGUUUACUGGCCAAGUGUUUCCUGGACCACAAAACCCUGUACUAUGACACAGACCCCUUCCUCUUCUACGUCAUGACAGAGUACGACUCCAAGGGCUUCCACAUAGUGGGCUACUUCUCCAAGGUACAUUAAAUGCUUCUUAUCACCUGGUGCUUGCAGUUAAACCUGUUGCUCCUGAAUAUCAGCAAUAAUGCUAUGUACUACUUGACAUUACAACCAACUCCUUAGACAUUUUGAAAAUGCAGCCGAUGUACCCUUUUUAUCUGUGCGCAGGAGAAAGAGUCGACGGAAGAUUACAACGUGGCCUGUAUCCUCACCUUACCUCCCUACCAGCGGAGAGGCUACGGCAAAUUGCUCAUUGAGUUCAGUAAGUGAACCAGUAGGAAGUAACUGACUUUAAAACAUGGAUUUGAAUAUUUGAUCUAGGUGUUCAUCUGUACAACCAUUGUACUUCUACCUGUGUAUGUGUCAAAAUAAUCUGUGGGAGUGUGUUGAAAUGUGGCCAUUCAGUAUGCCAUAACUGAAGGUAUUGUCUUUUGGUCAUCAGGUUAUGAGCUCUCUAAGGUAGAGGGGAAGACGGGCACACCAGAGAAGCCUCUGUCUGACCUGGGGCUGCUUUCAUACCGCUCCUACUGGUCCCAGACCAUCCUGGAGAUCCUCAUGGACCUUAAGCCUGACAACGGGGAGAGGCCGCAGAUCACCAUCAAGUACACCUCUGUCCUGUUAUUCUCUCAGCUUGUUCUCUUUAAUAGUGCAAGUUGCUGUUAUUUCUGUAACCUAAUAUCAUGUCGUCUUGUGUAUUUCCAGUGACAUCAGCGAGAUCACCAGCGUCAAGAAAGAGGAUGUCAUAUCAACACUUCAGUACCUUAACCUAAUUAACUACUAUAAGGUGAGAGAUACCAGAGUGCAGGGGACAGCACUUCAGCACUGUACAUUUUUGCAAUUAAGGGGUAAUCUUGAUCAGCAUAUUUGAACCUCUUCUCUCCCUGUGGCUUCUCAGGGCCAGUAUAUCCUGACUCUUUCGGAGGACAUAGUGGAGGGGCAUGAGAGAGCAAUGCAGAAGCGUCACCUGCGCAUCGACUCCAAAUGCCUUCACUUCACCCCCAAGGACUGGAGCAAGAGGGGCAAAUGGUAGAACCCUAUCUGGUUCUCCUGGCCUCUCUCACGCUUUCUCUUACCGCAGACUUUCCUGAAGCACUCCGGGUGAAGAGCACCACACAGGUCUCCUCAGAGAGGGAGCUUCAAUACAAAUACCAUUUUUUCUGUCAUAAUCGAAGAUUUAAAAAUGAACACGAACUGUGUUGAUAUUCAGCGUCAUUUUUCUGAAUCAUGUCCAACCUCCUAUUGCCCUCACCAGAUUCUGUCUGUCAUUGGCACCAGUAGUUCCAUUAGCUUAGUCUCAAUAGUAGGAAUGGUCAUAUCUACUAAUGUUGGAUAGAUGACUCCUACCCUCUGUUUCUUCACCUUCCUGGCAUUUGUCUUACUCAGCUUUCAAAACUCUUAGACUAGUCAGUAAUUAGUAUGUGCUUAUGUUAGUGAAAAUAACUCUGUUAUUGUUUUGGAUGUAAUCCUGGAUUAUGACUACACAUAUCCACAGUCUCAUUGAUCCUACCCACUAUGAGAAUUACAGAUCUUACCCCUAACUGCUUGUGACCAGUAGGAAUUGUAUAUACUGUAAUAUACUGUUUUAUAAAGGAUUUUUUUAAAUGGUUUUGUAUUUCUGUAUGUUAAAUGAGAUGUGCGGGGAUGCUCAGUACAGAAAAUAAGACAUGCUGAACUCUUGCAAGAAAGUAUAUUUGGAUACCUCUACAGUUGACUGUCCUUAAAAAAAAAAACUAACACAUAUUUGACACAAUAUGCGUGUCAUUUAAUGAGACUAUUUACUGUACAUUUGUGUGUGUAUUGUAAGGGAUUUGUCACAAGUGAUUCAUACUUUAUGUUAUUGUGUUAAUGUUUACACAGUUAUUCUAUUUCCCUUCCUAUUUAAGUACAAAUUCUACAUGUAUUUGUCUUCUCUUGUAUUAUAUGAAUACAGUGAAUGGGUUUGAAAGUGGUUUAGAUUUAAGGAAAGGGUGGGAAUGGGUGAUUCAAAAUGUUUGGCUACAUAUUGAAAAAGGCUAUAAAUCUAACAAACAGAUGAGCUUGAUAUAAGAGCCUUAAAGAGAGAUUGCUUUACACAUCUAAUAAACCAGGACACUUUUACUGGG
This is a messenger RNA of Coregonus sp. 'balchen', 8493 nucleotides long. The record is from the annotation of a GenBank genome assembly. Lineage: Eukaryota; Metazoa; Chordata; Actinopteri; Salmoniformes; Salmonidae.